Messenger RNA from Mucor mucedo, 1313 nucleotides. Its product is annotated as WD40-repeat-containing domain protein. Gene Ontology annotation, molecular function: protein binding. The record is from RefSeq and is a predicted model, not a curated record. NCBI's taxonomy places the organism in Eukaryota, Fungi, Mucoromycota, Mucoromycetes, Mucorales, Mucoraceae. The transcript is spliced from 9 exons. The coding region runs from base 239 to 1282 and encodes 347 amino acids.
UGCGCGUUCACAUCAGAAAAUCACUUUCCCUUAUUCUUUGUUAUUUCUAUGGCUGUCCAAACUUUACCUUUUGUUUCUGUUCAAGCAGACUGGGAUGAUGUGGUGAGAGAGGUAGCCUCUAAUACCAUUGCCGAAGGCUCGUUUUGGAUCGCUUGUUAUUUGACAGGAAAGCAAAGUGUUCAAGGAUCAGUAAAUGUAAAACGUACAAAGGAACACGAAAUCAAACUUGAAGGAAACGAUGCGUACAUUUCAGGUAGAAUGUCCUGCACUCGGCAUUAAGAACAUUACCGUCUAUGGACCUAAAACAGAUUUUUACCCCGUCAAAGGAAAAGCAGUUUCAUGUAUUGAUAUAUCUCCCAACGGCAAUUUAUUUGCAGCAGGAAAUGGUGAUGAAGUAACUUUAGGAUCAGUCACCGAAGGAAAAUCACAGACUAUACUUAAAGGCCACCUCAGUGAUGUUACUACAGUCCAGUUUUUCCCUAGUAAUUUGGUAGUGCUAACAGGCGGAGCUGAUUUUCAAGUAAAAAUCUGGUCAGUCUUAAACGGUAGUAAUCCUGUUACAUUGCAAGGUCAUACAUCUGCAAUCACAAGUACUGCGAUUAUCGCACAAGGAAGAAAUGUUUUAUCUUCUUCUCGUGAUGGUACUGUCAAAUUAUGGAACUGUGGCACAUCAUCCACCAUUGCUACAAUGGGUCACUAUCAAUUCCCCGUAAACAAGAUGAUCCUUGCCAAACUCCCAUCACAGUAUGAACCUGCUACCACCGAAAGCCUUGAUCCAUUAGAAGUAGAUACAGCAGAUAAACUGGUCAUUGUUGCUUUAGGCGACGGUAGUGUUCGUGGAAUCCAUUUAGGCACGAAGAAGGAGAUUUUUGCAACACCUGCUACCGAUGUGGCAUUAACAGCUGUUGCUUAUGAGGGAGAAACAGGUACAAUUUUCACAGGAAAUGCCAAUGGUCUCGUCCAAGUAUUUUCCAUCCAAAAAAGCCUGCAAGAACCCCAUGUAGCUUGGAGUAGAAAUGGUCAUGCCAUUACUUCUCUCGUUACCAAGUUGAGCAGUAACGGUGAAACUGUACUCUGUAUUAGUGCUGCCGACGGAAGUGUAUAUCAAACUGGAUCUUUAAAUAGUCUUUUGCGUUCUAAUAGUGCCGUUUAUGUGGAAGCAGAAUACACCGGAAGUGAAUUAGAGCCUGUUUAUGACAUGAAGGUCAUGUCCAGUGGUCAUGAGUCUGGCUAUCAAAGAAUUGCAUGUGCUGUUCGUGACGGCAAAGUUAAAAUUUAUUAAAUAAACACAAUAAAAAGUAUUGAUGCACAAU